GCUGCUAUCGCUGCUGGACUACAAAAUGAUCCUUUUGUUGAAAUGCAUCAUCUAUGGGAAGCUCGUGAUCGAUUGAUCAUGGGACCGGCGAAACGUCGUUCAUUAGAUGAUCAAACAAAUCGAGUAUCAGCAUUUCAUGAAGCUGGUCAUGCUUUAGUCGCAUUGUUGACUGCUGAAAGUACACCAUUACACAAAGUAUGA
This is a messenger RNA of Schistosoma turkestanicum, 201 nucleotides long. The record is from the annotation of a GenBank genome assembly. Lineage: Eukaryota; Metazoa; Platyhelminthes; Trematoda; Strigeidida; Schistosomatidae.